Molecule: messenger RNA, 565 nt
Organism: Propithecus coquereli (Coquerel's sifaka)
Lineage: Eukaryota; Metazoa; Chordata; Mammalia; Primates; Indriidae
Gene: PCBD2
Product: pterin-4 alpha-carbinolamine dehydratase/dimerization cofactor of hepatocyte nuclear factor 1 alpha (TCF1) 2
Exons: 4
Coding region: 19-411 (130 amino acids)
Biological process (GO): tetrahydrobiopterin biosynthetic process
Molecular function (GO): 4-alpha-hydroxytetrahydrobiopterin dehydratase activity
Source: RefSeq, a predicted model, not a curated record
AGCCCUCGGCCGGCGGCCAUGGCGGCGGCGCUCUGGGCGCGGGGGACGACGCGGGGCUUGUUGGCGGCGCUGCGGCACCGGGGCCCGAGGCUCGCGGCCAUGUCAGCGGAUGCUCACCAGUUGACUGCAGAGGAGCGGAAACAGAUUAUACUUGACCUUACAGGAGCAGGAUGGUCAGUAUCCAGUGACAGAGAUGCCAUCUACAAAGAGUUCUCCUUCAAAAAUUUUAAUCAGGCAUUUGGCUUUAUGUCCCGAGUUGCCCUACAAGCAGAGAAGAUGAAUCAUCACCCAGAAUGGUUCAAUGUGUACAACAAGGUCCAGAUAACUCUUACCUCGCAUGACUAUGGUGGAUUGACCAAAAAAGAUGUGAAGUUGGCCAAGUUUAUUGAAAAAGCAGCUGCUUCUGUGUGAUUCUCCCCAAAUGCAUGUAAAAUCUUACACACAUCUUAGCUGCAGUGUAUUGUGAAGGCAAUUUGCUUAAACAAAUUAAGUUGUAAAUUUAGUUCACCUUUAUAUGUUACAUUUUGUAAAAUCAGUGCUUAAAUACAAAAUGAUUUAAAUGUGA